Messenger RNA from Fusarium sp. VM40, 1005 nucleotides. The record is from the annotation of a GenBank genome assembly. Lineage: Eukaryota; Fungi; Ascomycota; Sordariomycetes; Hypocreales; Nectriaceae.
AUGUUCGUUCUACACUCCUGGCUCAGUUACCAGGGACCAUAUUUUGGCGGUGAUGGAGCUACACGCUCGCAUCAAUUUACUGGCCGACAGAAGCAGGGAGCUCGCUACAACGACGACGGUGGUUCUGUGAUCCAUCAUGGACUUGGGAGACAUGCCAAGUUCGUGUCGACCGAAGACCAAAUCGUCUUCUUCAAGCUCCUCCUGGCCUUCGAGUGCAUCUACGUCACUGCGGUAAUGCUUGUCAAGCUUGCGCUUCUGCAGAUGUAUCUACGCAUCUUCCCCUCUCGUCGCUUCCGACAGAUCUCAGCCAUCAUCGCAGCGGUGGUUAUCGGCUGGUGGAUAUCGAUUUGUGCAGUCAGCAUCUUCCAGUGCGAUCCCAUCAAACGGGCGUGGCUACCGUGGAUUGACGGCACAUGCAUCAACCUGAAAGCUUCCUUUAUCGGCAAUGCGAUUCCUAAUAUCGCGACAGAUGUUGCUAUCUUGUGUAUGCCCGUGAAGCAGAUCCUAAAGCUGCAGGUCAGCCUGGCGCAGAAACUAUCAUUGCUGGUGAUAUUUCUGCUAGGCAGCUUUGUCUUGUUUGCCAGCAUUUACCGGUUCACGACUAUUAUGCAAUUCGAUCCCACCGAUACUACAUGGACACUUGCCACGGCUUGUACAUGGUGUGUCGUGGAAGCGGCCUGUGGAACCAUAGCCCUUUGUCUACCCACACUGAGACCUCUCAUGCUCAUGGUCUCGUCAAAGUUCGACAGUAUGCCCGGCACUUCAACGGCAGGUUUCGGUCACCACUCUAACUUACCCACGGAACUUAUCACGAUUGGAGGAACCGGUAGAACGAAGACUGGGCAGAUGCACCGGAUACUCAGCAAGAAAGAUUCGAACGCGAGUCAACAGGAACUGAACCCAGCAAAUAAAGAUAUCCCGCAUCAUGAUAAUAGUAGUGACGGGAGAUCGGCAGAUGGGUCAGCAUUACGGAAGGAGAGGGACGAUGAGCAUUGGAUAGGAUGA